GACUGCACUAGUUCAAUAUUUCACAAUGGCCAAAUCAAAGACGCUGACCAAGAAGGCCGAAAAGGCGACCGAGGCGCCUCUUACCACCAAGCCGACAAAUGGUACACCCUACCAAUUGGACCCGUCGCAGGUCGAGCGCGCGGCCAAGGCGCUCGUUGCGCACAUGAAGAAACAUGUUGAAGAGAAGAAGGAGAGUGCGCCAGUAAAGAGUCUGGCAGCUGAUGAGGACGAGCCGGAAGAGGUGGACGAGCCCAUCUUCCUCAGCCUGUCGACGAAGAAGCAGAUUGGCAACACCAAGAGCUUGAAGCCUGUAGCCAUCAAGCUACCACACCCCAUCAUCGCCAACGAUGUCCGGAUAUGCAUCUUCACCAAAGAUCCCCAAAGAGCAUACAAGGACCUUGUGGCUUCCGGCGCUUUCCCAGCCGCCCUCCGCGAAAAGGUACAGCGUGUGCUCGGUGUGGAAAAGCUGAAGAAGCGAUACAAGGCCUUUGAGCAGAAGCGCGCACUUCUUGCCGAAUACGACGUCUUUCUGGUCGACGAUCGCAUCAUCAAAAUCGUCGCAGAGUUCUUGGGCAAGGUUUUCUACAAAAGCAAGUCCAAGCGCCCUAUUCCUAUUCGUCUCACUGCCGGCGCAUACAUCGACAAGAGCGCAAAGAAGGAUUCAAAAGAGCCGCAAAACAUAGUGGGAUCGGCGCAGGGCGUCGCAAAGGAAAUCGAAUCUGCUCUGAGCUCAACCUACCUCAGCAUGAGCCCGUCGGCAAACACUUCGAUCAAGGUCGCCAACCUCUCCAUGACACCCGAGCAAAUCGUCCAAAAUACCGCCGCAGUCGUUUCCGAAGUUGUCAACAAGCACGUCGGUCAAGGCUGGCGCAAUGUUCGUAGCUUGCACAUCAAGGGCCCUGCGACGAAAGCGUUGCCUAUUUGGCUGGCUGAGGAGCUCUGGGUCGAUCAAGACCAAGUCCGCGACGGACCAUACCAAGGCACGCUCGCUGAGGGCGCAAAGGGCAGGUCUGCAGAACGCAAGCGCAAGUGGGAAGAGUGGGAAGAAGAAAUCCUAGAUGAUGAGACGCUUGCAGUGAAACAGGCAAACCGAGAAGCGAAGAGGAACAAGAAGACGGAAAAGAAGAGCUCGAUCAGCAAAGAGAAAAGGAAAGCAAUGAAGCAGGCUGCUCUUGAGUCGGUGCAGACUCCGUUGAUUGCUGGCUAAAGCUUCUGAAAAGCAUCCAUGCAUGGCACGGCGUUAGGGUGUUCAAAAUUUAUUGGAUAACAUGGCAAUACACCAUGUUGUAGUUUGUAGUAAAUGUAUCUUCUGCCUGUACGCCAA
This is a messenger RNA of Pyrenophora tritici-repentis Pt-1C-BFP, 1324 nucleotides long. Its product is annotated as TT-ORF1 multi-domain protein. Lineage: Eukaryota; Fungi; Ascomycota; Dothideomycetes; Pleosporales; Pleosporaceae. The record is from RefSeq and is a predicted model, not a curated record.